GUAAAUGCUUAUCGUAUGGCAACACCGCCUGCGGGUCGAGGCGCGGCGCGAGGCGGCUACAUAUACAUUAUUAGCGCUGGGUUUGGUGUUGUCGCUCUAGUCAGCGGUCACUCGCGACACUUCGAACAACACUAUAUCAAAAUGUCCAAGGUGUCGUUUUACUACUUCGAAUUCAGGGGCCUGGGUGAGGGUAUGAGGAGGCUGCUGGCGUAUGGAGGCCAGGAGUUCGAAGACAUCAGGAUUAUAUUCCAAAACUUCAGUGAAUUCAAAUCAGAGACCCCAUUCGGCCAGUUGCCGAUGCUGGUGAUUGACGGCAAGAAAUAUGCCCAAAGUUCAGCGAUCGCGCGCUACCUCGGACGCAAGUACGGGCUCGCCGGCAAAGAUAUCGAAGAAGACUUCGAGAUCGAUCAAGUAAUGGAAUUAUUUACAGAGUUCCGUCUCGCUGCUGCAGCCCCCGUGUACGAGAAAGACGAAUCGCUGAGGCCAAAAAAGUUCGCUGAACUGUCAGAGACCAAGUAUCCCUUUUACGUGCAGAAAUUCGUAGAGAUCUUGACCAAGAACAACGGAUUCCUCGCGCUCGGCAGGUUAACCUGGGCAGAUUUCGUUUUCGUCGGUUAUUUCGACUGCCUUAAGAUGUUGCUUCGCAUGCCAGACCUCGAAGAGAAGUACCCUAUCUUCAAGAAGCUCGUUGAAGCCGUCGAAAACAUUCCAAAAGUCAAAGCGUUCAUUGACUCUGCGCCCAAAUCGGAAGUUUUGUUCAAAGCGUUCUUCAUAUCGUCUAUGCAGAGAAGGAAGCGGAUUCCAACAGGCCGGCAUAAUUGUAUCGACUGCCGAGGGUUAAUCAUCUCUGCGUCAGUCGACAUUCUUUUGGAUUCCAUUCCACUUAUGGUCACUUUGCCUUGCAAGUUUACAAAAAAAUAUUUUAAAGAAUAUGAAGAUUCCGUGAAGUCGUGCAAAAUGCCGAAGGUAUCGUUUUACUACUUCCAAUUGAAGUCCCUGGGUGAGAGUCAGAGAAUGCUGCUGGCGUAUGGAGGGCAGGAGUUCGAAGACAUCAGGAUUGAGUUCGAGAAAUUCAGUGAAUUCAAACCAGAGACCCCAUUCGGCCAGCUGCCGAUGCUGGUGAUUGACGGCAAGAAAUAUGCCCAAAGUUCAGCGAUCGCGCGCUACCUCGGACGCAAGUACGGGCUCGCCGGCAAAGAUAUCGAAGAAGACUUCGAGAUCGAUCAAGUUGUGGAUUUCUUUACUGAUUUCCGUCUUUCUAGUUCAGCCCCCAUGUAUGAGAAAGACGAAGCGCUGAGGGCAAAGAAGUUCGCUGAACUGUCGGAGACCAAGUUUCCGUUUUACCUGCAGAAAUUAAACGAGAUUUUGACCAAAAACAACGGAUUCCUUGCACUUGGCAGGCUAACCUGGGCUGAUUUCGUUUUCGUCGGCUUUUUCGACUGCCUUAAGAUGUUGCUCCGCAUGCCAGACCUCGAAGAGAAGUACCCUAUCUUCAAAAAGCCCAUUGAAGCCGUCAAAAACAUUCCAAAAGUCAAAGCGUUCAUUGACUCUGCGCCCAAACCGGAAGUUUAGAUAAUAGUCUACUCUUCUAUACAUAUUAUUAAAAACGUACAUCACGCUUUUAUUCCCGAAGGGGUAGACAGAAGUGCAACCAGGGCAUCCGCUUUUCGCUGCGUGUGAUUUGCUCCAUGAUGUGAUAAAUACUAAUAAUAUUUUUAUAAAUGUUUAUAUUUUAAGAAUUACUGAUUAGCUAUUAAAACAUUUUUUUUUAUA
Molecule: messenger RNA, 1773 nt
Organism: Manduca sexta (tobacco hornworm)
Lineage: Eukaryota; Metazoa; Arthropoda; Insecta; Lepidoptera; Sphingidae
Exons: 10
Coding region: 16-1572 (518 amino acids)
Biological process (GO): glutathione metabolic process
Molecular function (GO): glutathione transferase activity
Source: RefSeq, a predicted model, not a curated record